UCGUUUCCACGUUUCAUAAUAUUUUCCACGAAGCUAAUAACUAUACCUUGGACAGCAACAGGCCAACAACAUUGAUACUGUACCAACAACUAUACAUUACGCAACAAUCAUAUCAUCGUUUCCUCCUAUGGGGAAGAAGAAAGCCACGAAUCCAUAACAUAUAUUAAAUCAAUGGCUACCGUGCCGCCAUGUAUAUUAUUCCUCUUCUUGGUGGCGCUAACAAGCAUAGGCAUAGCAAAGGCUCAGUUCUACUGUGAAAGCAUAUCAUGCGGGAAGGGAGGAGUUUCAAUUGAGUUCCCGUUUUACCUGAAAGAAAGUCAAAUCCCUGGAUGUGGCUACCCAGGGUUCGAGCUCUCAUGCGCCAACACCACCACGGAGCCCUUGCUGACUCUCCCAGCUGAACCAGGUCACUUCACUGUGAAACUCAUCUCCUUAGAAGACCAACAAGUUUGGAUCAACGACCCUCAGGAAUGCCUCCCAAAGCGUUUGAUGCGUGAGCGUGGCCUCAACCUCCAACGCUCACCCUUCCAAUUAAGCUCUGCUUACUCGCUUGUCAACUACACCUUCCUCAGAUGCCCUUCAAAUUUAACCGCUUUGUCUAUGGUACAACCAAUACCCUGUUUGAACUCAGGGUUUAAUAGUAGUAGCAAAUCUUCGGUGGUGGCGAUCUUGUCGAAUCCGCCGUUUCCAACGCCGUGGACGUCGCCGUGCCACGUCAUAUCGUGGGCUAUGAUCCCGGUUGCCGGUUUUCCGUGGCUGUUUUGGACGGAUUAUUAUUCUGACAUAAAGUUGGAAUGGGAUAACCCAAAUUGCGGAAGUUGCGAGGCACGUGGAGGACGGUGUGGGUUCGUUGGGCCAACGCUUCGGGACACUGCUUUUCAUGUUGGUUGUUACGAUCUUCCCACUCAACUUCAAGGUCUUUCGAGGAAAACCAAGUACGGUUUAGGUAUGGGCUUAGGAAUACCUGGAGCCUUGUGUAUUAUUGCGCUUGCAUAUUUGUUCUACGCCAAGAUGAAGACACAUGAGCAACAGAGGCUAUCAAGAAGUGAUUUUUCGACCAUAAUUUUACCGCGUCUUCCUGCUCAAAUCAUGGGAUUGGAUGCUGCUAGCAUAGAAAAAUACCCCAAAACCCUUCUUGGUGAAAGUGGGCGAUUGCCUAAGCCUAAUGACAAUCUUUGUUCCAUAUGUCUCUGUGAAUACCAGCCCAAGGAGACCUUGAGGACCAUACCUGAAUGCAAUCACUAUUUUCAUGCCAAUUGUAUAGAUGGAUGGCUGAAGAUGAAUGCUACUUGUCCUCUGUGUCGCAAUUUACCUGAAAGAUCUGUUGCAUCAUUAAUCCCGUCUAUACCUGCAUCUCCCACUUAUUAGGAUUUCCCCAUUGUAUUUCUAAUAACUUUGUUAGACACGAUCACAAUGUACUAUACAUUCUUUUAUUUCGGUGGAAGUUUCUAUCUAUACAAAAUUCCUACAC
Arachis stenosperma is the source of this 1471-nucleotide messenger RNA. Its product is annotated as putative RING-H2 finger protein ATL21A. The coding region runs from base 172 to 1368 and encodes 398 amino acids. NCBI's taxonomy places the organism in Eukaryota, Viridiplantae, Streptophyta, Magnoliopsida, Fabales, Fabaceae. Gene Ontology annotation, molecular function: polysaccharide binding. The record is from RefSeq and is a predicted model, not a curated record. The transcript has 2 exons.